GCACAGUGCAAGCGCUCGUUGGUUUCGCAUCGUUUUGCAAGUUUUGCGUCGGCUCGCGCUCCAGCCGCCGUAGUGGUCGUACAGCGUAGGUGCGGUGGUCGUUCACUGAACUCCACUACGCACGCGAUGUUUACCUAAAGUAGCGUGGCGGAAACGUCUUAAACGUCUCCUGUGAUUUUACUCUGGUCACAUGUCUGGCACCGAGGACACAUUAGCUGUAGGUAUGCCACUGUUCAAGAAGUCCAAGGAGUCCGACGAUUAUCGAACCAAGCUGCAGCGAAAGCUGUACAUCGCCCAAGAAAGCCCGGACAACACUUUCGAUUUAUCCGAGUGCGCACUCGGCGACGUGCCGUCGGGCGUGUUUAGCAAGUGUCGCGUGUUUCGAAAGACGACCUUGAUACUGCGGAACAACAAACUGACUUCGAUUGGCGGAGGAGGUUCGUUGAAAGAUCUUUGUGACAUUACAGUGCUCGACUUGGAAAGUAACCUCUUGGUGAAACUACCCGACGAGUUCGGUUUUCUUCGCAGCCUAGUCGUGCUCAGCUUAAAGGGCAACGCCUUGAAAAAGUUGCCUGGGAGCUUUGCAAACUUGACGAGUUUGCAGUCGCUGAACCUAAGUGAUAACAAGUUCAGAGACUUUCCGCUGCCGAUUCUCCGAUUGCGAAAACUUCGGGACUUGAAUAUAACGCAAAAUGAGAUCACGAAACUUCCUAAAAACUUCUACGAGCUACGGUCGUUACGUUCUUUCGUCUUGGACAGCUACAACUUCAGCUUUCCCGACGCCGUAGUUUGCUCGCAGCCGCUUCAAUCUCUCAUGCUUCACUUGUGCAACCUUGCAGGCGUCGAAUAUGUCCCUCCGGUUGACGAGCCUGACACUAGCGACUGUAAAAAAGAGGCAUCAGUGACUGCUGCUUCAACUGGCGUUGACCUAGAAGACCAGUACAGGCAAUUUGAAGAGCGAAGAGAUAAGCGACGCCAGGAACUGUUGCAAAUGGAAGAGGAGCUGAGAGAGAGCGCCAUGAAUCGCGCUGCAGUCUCGGAAAUCACGAACAAACACAGGCAAGAACUGCUGCUCGAAAUAGCGCGUGAACAGGACACCUUAGAAGACGCCAUUUUAGAAGUACAAAGUAAGAAGGACAUGGAGAAGCAGAAGCUUGUGUCGCUGCUACUGCACUUGGAAAAGCACUCAGCCGAGCUGAUUCAGCAGAUUUCCAACAAUAUGAGGUCGAAGAACUCCGAAAUGCUGGCACGUGCUUUGGAACAGGAGCAACACGAGAUGAAGGAACUCUUCAGUAUGCAACAGCAGGAAAUAGACAGCUCUCGCCGCAAGGAGAUCCUGCGUUCGAUGGCCGAAAUGCUGCACCAAGAAGAACAACAGCGACACUACAGACAAACCAGAGACAGCAUCGUUAAAGGAAUCCAGGAAGAGGAAGCAGCAUGUGACGAGUUGCUGAGAGGCGCUAUAUUCUCCAAAACGAAGCAACAGGAUGAAACGCUCAGCCGCAUUAUUGACGAAGAAAGAUAUCAAAUGGAGGCAUUCAAAGCACUGCAGUUGAGGCAUGACUACACCCACCGUUACCUGAUACAGCAAAUCAGGCUGAUCGAGAAAGAGUUGAAGAAAUUGACAGAUGUCGAGUUGAAGAAGCGCGACUUCAAAGUCAUGUCCGACCUCGACAUUCUCGCCAAGCACCGUGUCGAGCUCGCUUGCCUUCUUUCCCAGUUGCUCGAAGAAAAAGCAAUGCGAGAGAAGCAGCUGCAAGAUCAGCUAAAGGCAAUAGAAGCUCACAGAAGGCAAGAAAUCAAUGAUUUUUGGUUGAUACAGUACCAGAAGCUUCUUGACAGGAAGCCGCAGGAUGUAUGUGACUUGGACGAGAAGCUCGACUUGCGCAUUCGUGACGUUUUGCUUUUGGCCAACGCAUCCCACUAUGCCACACUCUUUGCUAGCAAAAACGUUGACUGGGAGAACUUCAUCGAGCUGGAGUGGAAAGACUUCAGGAGCUUAGGAAUCAACUCUGACUCUAUUGUACAAAUGCUGCUUUCCGCGAGAGUGCAGUAUCUAGGUGAACACCCAACUGUGAAGCCAAGUGCACCUUCUCCAGACCAGUCACCCGUCAAAGAAAAAGCUGCUGCUGAUGCCAACUUUUCAAUAUUACAAGUGCCUGAGCUCAAGCUCUGGUGUAGCUCUGAGUGCGUCAUUUGCUUUGAGGUGACGAGGCUUCUUGUAUUUGUCCCGUGUGGCCACGUCUGUUGCUGCGAACAGUGCAGUGCAGGUGUGAACCAGUGUCCUCUGUGCAGAGCAGGUGUCGAGGGCAAAUUAUCGGCCACGUAACUGGUUGUGCACAUAUGUGUGUUCGUUUUGCUUCUAUUUUUUUGCAUAUCUAUGCUACACCUAGUCCCUGCUUCAAGCACGCGGUUGUGCGAAUUUUUCGACAGCAUAGUAUCUGCUGUGGUGAUGACACUUUUAAUGCGUUUGCAUCCAAACUACCUCCUACUGUGAAAACAUCAUGUUUAUGUGUUUUUUUCACCAAUCAAAUGACAAAAGAGAAAGUGCCAUUUGCUGGUAGCUUUUAUAUUUCUGCAUAACUCGCUAACUUGAUGAAAUUGAAUGCAUUGCAUGAGCAUGUACAGUCAACUCACAAUCGCAGUCAACUGUUAGCAUCCACAAAUCUUUGUCGGAAGCUUGCGCAAAGUACGGUGGAAAAUAAGAAUUGAUUCUUGGUGAAUGUUGUUAUGUUCACAGAAACAGUAUACAAAAAGCUACUGCCAGACAGCAAUUAGCAAAGGAGAGAGCAUCACGCACUCUGUGUGCAUAUUCAGUCUCUGCUAUCUGAAUGAAUUGGUGGAGUCAUCUACAGUCAUACAUGGGAACAUGCGGAACAGCUUUAAUAUCAAACCUGAAUGCUCAUUUAAUAUGCAUUCCUUUGGACGCCCCCAAACAUAAAAGCCCUGAUCAUAUUAGAUUAUUUUUGAAAUGGACCGAAAGACAAAUACGACGUAGCUUGAAUUAAUGUACUUUUUGAGUUAGCAGAUUUCAAGCAAUUGUGAGCUGACUGUAUAUGCUGACAAAUUCUGGAAAAAAAAAAAUUUGGUCGCAUUUUAGCACUUUUCUAACACCGUCUACUAACCAGGUUUGUCAGAAUGGAGAGCAUACUAGCUCGCCCGUACGCUGCCUCUCAGAGGCUAGAAGUUCAGCAUUGCAUAGUGCCAUUACAAAAUGAGCAAAACUGUGAUGUCUACAAGUGCCACUACUACACAACUGCUCAUUAAAAACAAUUUUUACUGAGAUUUCGAGCCUAGCUGGCUCAUGCCACUGCCGCAUAAUAGGCGAGGUCAAUCGCUGUUACGAGCGUUAGUGUGUAAUGGCACAGCAACGAUUACACCAAGCUUCAUUUCGCCAUUCUGCUAUGACUUGUCUCUACAAGACCGAUUGUUUGUGUUCUCAUACCCCGCACCUCCACUAAAUAUGUUGCCAGUCUGCUCUCUGUCAUCCUCCUCUUCGUCUGCUUGGCCACGAUGCCUCUGGCACAUAGCAAUAUACUACAUUUGUUAAAGAAUUGAAUAGUGAAGUUAUUGAGUGUGCAAUUAUCAGAGUAGACUUAGUAGCUGGUAUGGCUGCACCUUUGACCGGAAUUCAAAGACCGAUCUAAAGCACUCCUCUAGAAAAUUGUAUUGUCAUUCUGAUUUUGUGGUUUCUUAUGUUAAUCCUUUUUGCACUAAAUAUACAUCGUCAUCAUAGUGCUCCUGCUACGGUAACAUGCCAUACCAGUGAAAGGGGAGCAUGUGUCUAAAUAUCUUCAGUGUGCUGGCCAUGCUGUCAAAAAGUUUAGCAGGGUUGAUCUUCAGGUCCAUGUAGUGUCAUUGGAAGCUCUACAAGAUGAAUGUUGCCAUUUUACCUUUGAGAGUCAUGCUGCAUAAAAUUUUAAAGCCGCUCGCUAUCAAACAUUUUCUUGAAAAAUGAGUAACGUGCUGCAAUGAAUGUGAUACCUGUCAGGGAAUGUACUAGUCCAACCCCAAAAGAAGUUUUGAUUAAGACGUAAGGUGAUAGGAGAUAUGAAGAGAAAUGUGCUAAGUCUGCUUUCUCCAGUGCACCUGAGCUCAUAAGUACUCUGCUGGGAACAAGCACGGUGAAAGGAAUCGUCUGCCAGCAGCUCCUUUCUGUAAUAUUUUUUUUAGUAAUACACUAUCGGUAACUUUCUAAGAUUGAAGCCUGAUGAAGUACCAGAGAGUCACAAAAGAAGAGACGACCCGAUUAGGGUAAUGCAACAGCUGUGAAUCCCCGUUUCCUCCACAGUAUGAUAACAUAUGAAUGCAUGUGCAAGCCAGUACGUGGCAGUAAUUUUUCGUCGAGAGAAAUCGCUUAUGGGUGGUGUUUGUGGGCUGCUACCACCAUAUGCGAGUUGAUAGGGAAAGUGGUGAGAAGGAAGUCUGCUUUGUAACACUCGGCAGGGUCACUGAAUGUCAUUACUGCUGCUCCAUAAGGGUGAAAAACUUCUCCUGGCAGACUAUAAUAAUUUCAGGAACUAAUGCAUCAAAAACAGUGAAGCCUCUAAAAGAGAGUUCUCACUCCGUUUGUUAAAAAGUUCUUGAGGUGUACUGUUCAUUGGUUCUACUUGGCAAUGAUGUACUUGCUGAGGCUGCUUGCGCAUUCCCUUCAACAACCUAGUCAUGUGACCGCUAUGAUACAGACUGCAAUUCUGGAUGCGCUGUACAUGUACCUACCUGUUCUUAACAUUUCCUUUACCUGUAUAAACCAUCGGCUGACCCCUUACAUAGAAGCUAGUAAAAUGUGAUGUGAGAAAUUGAAAUUAUACAUUACUGGCUAAAAAUUCCAAACUAAGAUGUUUAUCUAUUUGAGGUGUACAAAAAAAAAUAACUUGCCUUUCAAAAUAAUCGAUCGCUGCAUUUCAAGGCAAGAUUUUAGGACUUGGCGUCUGGUUUCUUCGACUGACACCAAGCGUGCUAGUUCAAGCUGGCUUCACUGCAUGAAAACAACUGUAAGUCUCUCCUUAGUUUAUUUGUUGGAUAAACAGGUAUUUCAAGAACUACAGAAAAAAGAAGGCAAUUUAUAAAGGUAGAUAGUCACUUCCUUGCUGUGUGCAGUGGCAUAAAGUUUGGUUUUACUUUGAGUGGCACCAUUACCUACUUAGUGAUGACAUUUAUUUGCUGUAUUUAGCAAUAGUUAAAAGGCCUGCUGAGCAUCUCACUGCAGCCCUUUCAAAAGAUUUAAGGGAGGUCGAUGGGAAUGGGUGACAUGCACAUUUAGACACUUAAUCUUACACCUGCCAAUAGUUCAGGAUCACCGUGCCCACUUUGCAGUUUUAUAUUGAAUUACAGCCGAACAAGGCGUGCUUAGUUUGCAUGGCUCGUGAAUGAAAAGUAGCCCAUCUCAGAAUGGUCUGUGAAUAAUUGUGCAUGGUGUUUGAACCAUAUUUUCUACAUAAAGUUUAGCAGCUGAUUGAAAGCCAACCCAUGGUGGUCAGGCUAUUUUCUUCACCCAUGUUUGCCAAAGAAAUUAUGAAUUUUUUAUAGGACUGGAGUGGCAGACUAGCAAUAUCUCUGUGAUACAAGCCCAAGUUUUGUUGAUCUUUUUAAAGGUUUGUUUAUAUAAAAUGCCAUUGUGUAGAAAUGUACUGAUAGUUGUUUAUACAUUUAUGUGCGGUAAAAAGCAUGUUAAUUUUAUGCUUCAUCCCGCAAGAUUUCCCAAUGAAUAGCACGCAGGUCUGUUGUUAAGGAAUGGCAUGAAAAUGCCCAGUUUCUUUUGAAGUCGGCAAAGAAAAGUGGCAUUGGCAAGUUAUGGCUUGUCCAUUUGCGGAUCACUUUUUCCCAAAUAAGGGCGCUGGUUUGGUUGAGACAUGGAAUGCACUAACCAUGCUGGUUAAUGAUAGUUUGUAACUUUUUAUUCAAGUUCUUUGCAUUAAGAAGAUAAUGAUAGAAAGAAAGAGAAGUGUACAUCAAUGAUUAUGCCACUGCCACAGCUUUACACCAGCAACUUUGCAAGAUGUGGUUGGCCAUUGCAAUAGUAAGCUUCAUGUCUAUUCUGAUCACACUUUGUGGCAGAAGAUAAUGACACAAUACUGUGUGUCGCUACAAAACUUUCAGUCACAAGUGCUGCGUCUACCAAUGCUGCUGACCGUGUUACUGGCUCCGUUAGACUAUUCAACGAUUGCGGACUCAAAUGUAGCACGACAUGUUGGUAACAGGCACCGUGACGUUUGCGUGCUUGUAUCAUGUGUUCCUUGUGGUGCACUUCAUACCUCAUAUUCUAAGAGAGUGUAACGAAGAGACCACCAUCUCUUACUUUUUCAGGGCCCUCGUAAUGGAUCAGAUUUCUAGUGAAAGUUCAAAACAUUGUGUAGUGUUGUUUCAAAUGAAUAAAAGUAAGGCAAGACUGAAGUUUCUCUACCAAUCCUAACAUUUUUUUUUUAUAAUGUGAACCACAUCUGGACGUUCAGCCAAGGCUAUGCUAAUUUGGAACGGCUCAACAAGCUUUGAAAUUGUUUGUGUGACAAGGGUGUAUAAUAUGUGUCUGAUUCGUGUGUGACAACAAUGGGUUGAACCAGUGGUUUGCUUGCAUAGACUUAUGUUCAUACUUGCUACGUCGUAUAGAAUCCUUUUGUCAUUUCAUUUUCAGUGAUCGUCGAGUUGGGAUAGUGCUUUUCAGACAUCAUAAGAAUGUGCAGCACAGAACUAAUGAGAACAAAAGAAACUGCUGGGUGGCUGUAGCCCCUGCUUGAGAAGUGUUUGCGUACCAAGUAGGAACAGCGGCAGAUGUUUCAAAGCCACUUCAUGGAGGACAGAAAUAGCAGCUGGGAGCUCCGAGGCUCGAGAAACCUAAAGUGUACCAUUCGUCUUGGGAGUGGAAAAAGCUUGGAACAAAAUUCUUAGUAAUGUGGUCUUGAAAACUGCUUGUUGAAGUGCCAUUCUAGUUAGAGAUUUUUGGUGAAGAUUGUCAACUUGAGUAUAUGGCUGCAGUGGGAGUGAUGAUAAUGCUUAGCCUUAUUGUCUUUCAAAAUGGCACAUUUUACUUCUGUGAUUUCACUUCUCACAUAUAUGUCACCAGUUGAAGCUGAUACGUGUGCGUGUACCGUUCCUGUGGUAAACAUAAGAAGUAGUAACUUGCUUUAUUGCUUUACUGUGCAACAUUUAACAUUGGGUUUAUAAAGCAGGGCUCUAAAAGAAAAUUUGCAAAAGCAUGGAAUCUUUUUUUCUCAGCAUAUUUUGUGCUGCUAUCAUUUAUUGAGAUAUAGCAUGCAUAACAUGUUAGUGAAACAAUUUCCACAGUGAUUUUUAACCCUUGCGGUACCACUGCUUUGCUUAAGUGUGUAAGUUUGUUUCAUCUGAAGAGCAGGUGUGACAGGCACUGCAAUCAUAAAUGCAUGCUUGGAAGGUAUGCAUUGCAAUUAGCUUUUCACAAAACUAUGUUUAAUGCUGCUGUAGCAUGUCAAACUAUUGAUAAGUGAGGCUUAUGCUAGCAACAUUUUUUGCCGCUUCUGUACAAAGUUAUUCUAGGGUUAAUAUGGUGAUGAACUUAUUGCAUGUCUAACACAAGACAUUCUUACAUCAGGAAGGUGGUUUCUGUAACAAUUGUGCAUCAGGAAAGACAAACUAAUUGAUAUGUGGGGUUUAACGUCCUAAAACCACCAUAUGAUUAUGAGAGACUCCGUAGUGGAGGGCUCCGGAAAUUUCGACCACCUAGGGUUCUUUAACGUGCACCCGAAUCUGAGCACACGGGCCUACAACAUUUCCGCCUCCGUCGGAAAUGCAGCCGCCCCAGCUGGGAUUCAAUACCGCGACAUGCGGGUCAGCAGCCGAGUACUUUAGCCACUAGACCACCAGGGCGGGGCAAAAGACAAACUAGUCACUAUAUGAAUAUAAAACUAAAUAACCCUUACCACUUGGCUUUAUUUUGCAUUGCCUGUGAAUUUAUUAUCUGCAGUAAUUAUAUGCUAGGCAGAUGAUUGACAAGCUCAACUUUUUGCAGAAGCAAGCCAUGAUUUCGUACAGGACUUUAGCCCUAAAUAUCCAGUGUAUGGCUUGGUUUUUUCGAAAUUAUUUGUAAGCAUUUGUUAUUUACAGCAUAGUUUAUUCAUCACAGUAAUACUGCACUGUAUAAAAAUGCACACUAUUUAAUGCAUCGUCAUAUUGAGAUUGCUGGAAGUUAUGCACAUUUUGCCCUUACACGUGUACAUAACAAUGUGUUUCAGUAGUGAAGUUGAGUGUGAUUGAGAUACGGCGACAGUCACCUGCAACACCAAAAAAUGUUCUAGCUCUGUCUAGACAUUACUUGUGUAGAUUGUAAUGUAGCAUUUCUAAAUCAGCAAAUUCCAAUGUUGUACACCGGCCUUUUGAAAACCAAGCAGAGGUCUCUUGCCCAAAUAAAAUGCAGACGUGUAUAACAAUUCUUGUGCUUCCUUGUACUUGACUGUGAAAAUGUGCAAGAGCUUGCCUGAAUUUUGUGCUGGGGGCCGCUUACUUAGAGAGUCAUAAAUUCAGCAUACUUACUCUUGCGGUGGUGCUUGUGAACUGUUACCUUAUAAAACUUACCGAACAAAGCAAAUUGAACAAGCUAUGUGAACUUGCAUUUUACUUUUCAGAUUGAUAGAACACCAAAUUGCAAUAAUUUGAUUAUAUUAUACACAGUGUUGCUUUGCAAGCUUGCAUGGCUGCUCCAAUAAUGCAACAAGCCUUUUUGAACAUAUUGCAUUUGUAUACACACUUGAAUAUAUCUCUGCAAGUUGUGAAUCUUCAACGGUGCUUAUGAUAUGAGCAAAACUGUUGAUGCAAUCAUCAUGAUUUCAAAUAAAGCAGACUAUAUACAAA
Messenger RNA from Rhipicephalus microplus (southern cattle tick), 8820 nucleotides. RefSeq names its product E3 ubiquitin-protein ligase LRSAM1. Gene Ontology annotation, cellular component: cytoplasm. Lineage: Eukaryota; Metazoa; Arthropoda; Arachnida; Ixodida; Ixodidae. The record is from RefSeq and is a predicted model, not a curated record. Gene Ontology annotation, molecular function: protein binding.